Molecule: messenger RNA, 469 nt
Organism: Anopheles stephensi (Asian malaria mosquito)
Lineage: Eukaryota; Metazoa; Arthropoda; Insecta; Diptera; Culicidae
Gene: UQCR-6.4
Exons: 2
Coding region: 118-285 (55 amino acids)
Biological process (GO): mitochondrial electron transport, ubiquinol to cytochrome c
Cellular component (GO): mitochondrial inner membrane
Source: RefSeq, a predicted model, not a curated record
UUACGCCUGUCAACUUGGCCAUGGGUUUUCUGUCGUGCUAAUUCUUCUCGUUCGCAGCAGGCGCUCUUCGGAUAAAUUCCCGCAAAUUCUCCAAAUACUAUAACCACUACCCAAAAGAUGAGGAUUCCACUGGGACGCAAACAAGCCGAACAGGCCGCUCAAUGGGCAUCGUCUGCCGCCGGAUUCGGAGCAGCUGCCGCACUGAUCGGUUGCUACCUGACCGACUGGAGGGUGAUCGUGUCGUACAUCCCCUUCUACGGUAGCAAAUUCGACAAGAAGGAAUAAGUCUGUUAAUCGGUUCUAGCAAAAUUUACCAUCCCUCGCUCCAUGUGGACAUGUGGACGCAUCCGGAGAGGCUGCAGCGUGUGCGAGUGUCAGUGUGACCAACCACUCUUUCCCGCUGUACACCACCAACAAAUUCGAAGUUCAAUAACAACAGUUCACUAAGGAACGAGUACCAAAAUCGGCU